ACGCUUUAUUAAAUUAAGAAGCAACUUAUUUAAAGCAAAAAUAAAAAGGAAUAAGAGGCAGAUUUAUAACUUUAUUGAAAAAAAUAAUUAUUACAUGAGAUUGGGAUUAAAUCAAUGGCAGUCAACUACACUCUGGUGGAUGCGUUCACAGAAUCAGCCUUCAAGGGAAACCCAGCAGCUGUUUGCUUGGUAGACGAGGACAGAGACGAUCAAUGGUUACAAUCGGUGGCAGCCGAGUUCAAUAUCUCCGAGACUAGUUACCUGACCCGGCUGCCAAGUGAGUCGAACUCUGAUGGGUCUUCAACUCCAAGGUUCCGUCUUAGAUGGUUCACUCCCGUUGUUGAGGUUACUCUUUGCGGUCACGCAACAUUAGCAGCUGCCCAUACACUAUUUUCAUCUGGGAAAAUUGAUUCUGAUGUUAUUGAGUUUGUCACCUUGUCAGGAAUUCUAACAGCCAAGAAAGUGGCUCAAAACAACAAGGCCUCUGAUGGUGUAGCGCACAAAGGCUUCUUUGUUGAAUUGAACUUUCCAAGCGAUCCAAUUGCCAUAUUCAAUUCCGUCGAGGUUUCAAUGAUAUCUAACGCCUUGGGUGGUGCUUCAGUUAUUUAUCUAGGAAGAACAACUACUUUGGAUUAUCUCAUUGUUGUGGUCCCAUCAGCAAAAGAUGUUAUAGAUCUUCAACCAAACUUUGAUGCCAUUGGAAAGUUUCCUGGAAACGGAAUGAUAGUGACAGGGAUAGCUCCUUCUGAGUCUGAAUUUGAUUUUUACAGUAGGUGCUUCUUCCCACAAUAUGGGAUCAAUGAGGAUCCUGUUACAGGGAGUGCACAUUGUUCCUUGGCAUCAUACUGGAGUAAAGAGCUGGGAAAGUGUGAUUUUGUUGCAUAUCAGGCAUCACCAAGAGGAGGGGAGUUGAAUAUUCAUUUGGAUGAACAUAACCAAAGAGUGUUUUUGCAAGGAAAAGCCAUUACAGUGAUGGAAGGAAUACUUUUGGCUUAACUAUUUUAAAAUUUGUAUAAGGGUAAAUACUAUUUUAAACUUGUAUUUUGCAAAAGUUAUCGAUAGAAAUAUUAUUUAUUGUUAAAUGAUAAAUUAGACUAUGUUUUCUAAACAAUAUAAAAUAAUAGUUGAAAUUAAUUUUUGUUAAA
Molecule: messenger RNA, 1145 nt
Organism: Cannabis sativa
Lineage: Eukaryota; Viridiplantae; Streptophyta; Magnoliopsida; Rosales; Cannabaceae
Exons: 6
Coding region: 115-996 (293 amino acids)
Biological process (GO): biosynthetic process
Cellular component (GO): cytoplasm
Molecular function (GO): isomerase activity
Source: RefSeq, a predicted model, not a curated record